CCGCCCGGCGGUGCUGCGCGUGCGCGUCAAGGGGGCGGGAGGUGGCGCCCCCUGUCUGCCGGGCCGGGAGUGCGCCUGCCCACGCGGGCGGCCCAGGCAAGAUGCUGCAGGAAAACAUCUUUCUGUUCGUGCCCAACCUCAUCGGCUACGCACGGAUCGUCUUCGCCCUAAUCGCCUUCUACUUCAUGCCCUGCUGCCCGCUCACGGCCUCCUCUUUCUACCUGCUGAGCGGCCUCCUGGACGCCUUCGAUGGCCACGCUGCCCGGGCGCUUGACCAAGGGACCCGAUUUGGGGCGAUGCUGGACAUGCUGACCGACCGCUGUGCCACCAUGUGUCUGCUGGUCAACCUGGCGCUGCUCUACCCCCGGGCAACCCUGCUUUUCCAGCUCAGCAUGAGCCUGGACGUCGCCAGCCACUGGCUGCACCUGCACAGCUCGGUGGUCCGGGGCAGUGGCAGCCACAAGACCAUUGAUCUGACGGGAAAUCCGGUGCUGCGGCUCUACUACACGUCCCGGCCUGUGUUGUUCCUCAUGUGUGCUGGGAACGAACUCUUCUACUGUCUGCUCUACCUUCUCAACUUCUCCGAGGGACCGACAGUGGGCCUGGGAUCAGCCGGCCUGUUCCGGGUGGGAGUGUGGCUUUGCGCACCCGUCGCCUUCCUCAAGUCCCUCAUCAGCGUCGUCCACCUGGUGACGGCUUCCCGCAACAUGGCCGCGCUGGAUGCCGCCGACCGGGCCAAGAGGAAGUAGUCCCGCGGUCCCGGCCGGAGCCCCUCCCCUGCCUCCGAGACCCCCUCGCUCCCACCCGGGCUGUUCCCCGGAGCGGACAGCACAGCCCCCAGUCCCAGGCGGCGGCGGCCAGGACACCAUCGCACCCCACCCCAGCGCGCUCACGUCCCACCUCAUCCGCCGUGUUCCCACCGCGACGGCGGCCACCCUCUCGCCCGACAGGUCACAGCUGCCCAGGGGUGUCACGCCCUCGGUCGUCACGUUUGCCGGAGGGAAGGGGUCCCGUCCCUGCCAUCCUAGUUCCAUUGGAUCAAUCAAUCAGUCGUAUUUAUUGAGCGCUUACUGUGUGCGGAGCACUGGACUAAGCGCUUGGGAAGUACA
Molecule: messenger RNA, 1109 nt
Organism: Tachyglossus aculeatus (Australian echidna)
Lineage: Eukaryota; Metazoa; Chordata; Mammalia; Monotremata; Tachyglossidae
Gene: CDIPT
Product: CDP-diacylglycerol--inositol 3-phosphatidyltransferase
Exons: 6
Coding region: 102-749 (215 amino acids)
Biological process (GO): phosphatidylinositol biosynthetic process
Cellular component (GO): membrane; Golgi apparatus
Molecular function (GO): CDP-diacylglycerol-inositol 3-phosphatidyltransferase activity
Source: RefSeq, a predicted model, not a curated record